Messenger RNA from Limulus polyphemus (Atlantic horseshoe crab), 6636 nucleotides. RefSeq names its product collagen alpha-2(IV) chain-like. Gene Ontology annotation, cellular component: collagen trimer. The record is from RefSeq and is a predicted model, not a curated record. NCBI's taxonomy places the organism in Eukaryota, Metazoa, Arthropoda, Merostomata, Xiphosura, Limulidae. Gene Ontology annotation, molecular function: extracellular matrix structural constituent.
GCUAGUAUCAUCUAACGCUUGUGGCGUGGCUCUGCUACCAUUAGCAAUUUAGCUCUCCAGCAGCUAGUUAACAGUUGUGACGUAUGGAGAGUUAAUUUUUAAGAAGUAUUAAGAGAAGCCACAAACCUUCUAGCAAACAUUGAAAACUCUUGUUUUGUGUAUCACUGUUUCAAUCGUAAAAGUAGCAGUAAACAUUGAUUUGGGGGGAGGGUUUGUAGGUGGCGGUCCAGCCCGCAGUGCAGACCCCCAGGAAAAUCAUGGAGUUGAAAUCACAACGAUUUUCUGGACUUUUGCUCUGUAAAUUGUCUAUCCUUAUUGUCUUCUUAAUCUUCCUGAUUCCAGAAAUACAAGCGCAAUACAGGGAUAGGGAAUCUAGGAUACUUGGAGGACGUAGCAGAGGAAAUCGAGUACUUUGUGGAAAUUGUUCAGCACCAGGAUGUAAAUGUGUUGGAGAGAAAGGAUCGCGGGGACCUCCUGGGCCACCUGGUUCUAUAGGAGAACGUGGUUUACAAGGAUUUCCAGGAAUGGAAGGUUUACCAGGUGAAAAGGGGCAGAAAGGUGAAUCAGGAUCUAGAGGACCAAGGGGUCCAAAAGGAGAUAGGGGAAAAAUGGGAAUCCCUGGCUUUCCAGGAAUAAAUGGAAUUCCUGGUUUGUCUGGUAUGCAAGGUCCUAGGGGUCCUCCAGGUUUGGAUGGUUGUAAUGGAACAGAUGGUGCUCCAGGUAUACCUGGGACAACUGGAGAUAUUGGACCCAUAGGAUUUCCUGGUGAUCCUGGACCAAAAGGAACAAAAGGAGAGCCUGCUAUUGGACCAGCAGGUCUUAAAGGACAGAAGGGUGAACCUGGUAGAGAUGGGACAGUAGGGCCUCCGGGUUCCCCAGGUAUUGAUGGCUUUCCAGGACCACCAGGAACUUCAGGUCCACCAGGUUUAAAGGGUGACAGAGGUGAUAGGGGUUUAGUUGGAAUGAAAGGAAACAUGGGUGUAGGUUACACAGGGAUGAAAGGAGAACCAGGACUUAAGGGUCAUCCUGGUCCACAAGGACCACCAGGGGUAUGUCCUAAUACUUCAGAACAAAUUAAGCCAAAUGAGACAAAAAUUGGACCUCCAGGACCUCAAGGAGAAAGAGGAAUGAAGGGGGAGAGAGGAGAAAGAGGAAGAAGGGGUUAUGAUGGAAUUCCAGGACCUCAGGGCAAACAUGGAGACAUUGGUAUGAAGGGAGAAAAGGGUUUAGCUGGAAUACCAGGACCAAGAGGUAAAGAUGGUUUUCCUGGGCCACCUGGACCAGAUGGUUUUAAGGGAGAUAUUGGAGAGAGUGGACUUCCUGGGUUAAAUGGACUUCCUGGUAUGAAAGGUGAACCUGGAAGAGAAGGAGAAUCAGGUCCAAGAGGCUUACCUGGUCCACCAGGACCUCCUGGAGGAUCUGAAGGAGUUGCAGGACCACCUGGACCUCCAGGACCUAGAGGUCCUAAAGGACCAGCUGGUUAUCCAGGAACAGAUGGUAUACCAGGUGAAAUUGGACUUCGUGGACCUCCUGGAAUCCCUGGUGGUGUUGGGUUACCUGGAACUCCGGGAAGAGAGGGUUUACCAGGUGCCAAGGGUGAAAAAGGAGAGCCUGGACUCGAUGGCCUUGCUGGACUUGAAGGUUCAUCAGGGAUACCUGGACCACCAGGAGCAAAAGGAGAACCAGGACCAAGAGGAAUCCCAGGGUUAUCAAUUCCAGGACCAAAAGGUUUGGAUGGAACUCCAGGACAAUCUGGGUUCCCUGGACAGAAAGGAGAAAGGGGGGAUAGAGGAGAAAGAGGUCCAGCUGGUGAUUCACUAGAAGGUAUACCAGGUUCUCCUGGACCUCAAGGACCUAAAGGUGACAAAGGUUUUGAAGGUUUUUCAGGUCAGCCUGGUUUUCCAGGUCUCCCAGGUCCUAAAGGUGAUAGUGGAGGAAGUUGUUUGAAUUGUAUCCCUGGAUCUAAAGGUGAGAAGGGUGACAGAGGCUUGGAUGGGCCUCCUGGGCUACAGGGUGAAAGAGGUUCACCUGGACCUUCUGGACUAGAUGGUCAGAAUGGUGAUGAUGGAUUACCUGGUUCAAUUGGACCUCCUGGUAAAGAGGGUGAAGCUGGUAUUCCAGGAAGGGAUGGAGCGAAAGGAGACAAGGGAGAACCUGCUGUUGUUCGGCCUGAAGUAUUCCUUGGACCAAAAGGUGACAAAGGUGAUCGGGGUCCAUCCGGCCCAGCAGGAUUUCCAGGAUUGGAUGGUCAACCUGGACCUCCUGGACAACCAGGUCAGCCAGGAGUUGAUGGGGAGAGAGGCCAGAAGGGUUCUCCAGGCUAUCCUGGACCUCAUGGAAGGCCUGGUCCAGAGGGUCCAGUUGGUGCCCCUGGUUUGAAAGGCGAACCUGGCAUUGGAAGACCAGGACUACCUGGAGAAAAAGGUGAUAGUGGGGAACCUGGAAAAUCUGGACGUAAGGGUGAAAGAGGGCAUAAGGGUGAACCAGGGAAGUUACCAGCACCUGAAAAUCUCAUUUACUUGCCUGGACUUCGUGGACAAGAAGGGGAGCCUGGAAUAGAUGGAGAAAAAGGUGAUAUUGGUCCACGAGGACGACCUGGAUUAGAUGGUAUUCCUGGUUUAGAAGGUUUACCUGGAAAAGAUGGACUCCCUGGAGCACCAGGUCCUAGAGGACUAACUGGACCACGUGGAGAGAAAGGAGACCAAGGGCCAAUAGGUUUCCCAGGAGAUCCAGGGCCACUUGGUCAGGCUGGAUUCCCAGGAGCACCUGGUUUAGAUGGACCAAAAGGAGAUAAAGGUCUUCCUGGAAUUGGACCACCUGGUCAGCCUGGUAUCCAAGGGCCUCUUGGUCCAAAAGGAGAUAGAGGUUAUCCUGGAUCUCCAGGUCCAAAAGGUGAUCAAGGGUUGCCAGGAGUUCCUGGUGCCAAAGGUGAACCUGGACCACCAGGACUAAAUGGACUUGAUGGACUUCGAGGAGAUAAAGGAGAGCCAGCCAGAGAGGGACAGCCAGGUUUACUGGGCCUCGUGGAACCUGGCCAAGAUGGAAUAAAAGGUGAAAGAGGAUACCCUGGACCACCAGGACCACUUGGUCCACCUGGACCAAGAGGAUCAAGGGGAGAUAAAGGAGAACCAGGUCUUCCAGGGUUUCCUGGUAUUGAUGGAGAACCUGGGCAGGCUGGAUUACCUGGAAGAGAUGGACUUGAUGGAAAUCCUGGACAAAAAGGUGAUAAGGGAAAUGCAGGAAGUGUGGGAUUCCCUGGUCAACCAGGAAAUCCAGGAGUAGAUGGCCAACCUGGAAUUCCUGGACCUAAAGGAGAUAGAGGAUUUGAUGGUGCACCUGGCAAAGAAGGUCCUCCAGGAUUGAAUGGAGAGAAAGGAGAGAGAGGAUUUCCUGGACUUCCUGGUCUUAAAGGAUCACCAGGUUUUGCAUCAGCUAAAGGAGAGAAAGGUGAACCAGGAAUACCUGGCGUAGAAGGACCACCAGGAAACCCCGGCUUACCAGGUCUAGAUGGUCUACCAGGUGAACAAGGUGAUGCAGGAAUACCUGGAAGAGGACUUCCUGGACCACCUGGGUCUAAAGGUGACAGAGGUUUAGAAGGUCCUCCUGGCUAUCCUGGACAACCUGGUGAAAAGGGUGCUGAUGGAUUACCUGGAUUUAAUGGCAUGAAAGGAGAGAGAGGGCAAGCUGGAGAACCAGGACCUCCUGGAACAUCUGGCUUAGAUGGGUUAGAUGGAGCACCUGGUGAACCAGGAAGUGAUGGCAUACCAGGACUACCAGGAGAUAAGGGUGAACCUGGGGAACAAGGGAUUAGCGGAUUCCCAGGAGUUAAGGGAGACAUUGGUACAGCAGGAAGACCAGGCUUACCUGGGUUUGAAGGUUUGAAAGGUGAUAAAGGUGAACCAGGCAUACCUGGACUGCCAGGUGUUGAAGGAGAAAAGGGUGAAAAGGGAGAGGUAGGACGACCUGGUUUAACAGGUCCUCCUGGAGUAAAGGGUGACAGAGGACUUGAUGGAGUUCCUGGAUUGCCAGGAAUAAAGGGGGACCGUGGACAAAAUGGAUUAGAUGGCAGACCAGGAGAGGAUGGGAAACGAGGAUUUACAGGGCCACCUGGGCCUAUUGGAAAGCCUGGACCUCCAGGAGUUCCUGGAUUUGGAGAGAAAGGAGAACCUGGCCAAUCAGGUCGACCUGGUUUUGAUGGAAUACCUGGUGAACCUGGUCCAAAGGGUGACAAAGGAUUUCCAGGCCGAGAAGGAAUAAGAGGGCCUUCAGGAGAACCAGGUCUACCUGGAGUUGCUGGACAAAAAGGUGAUAGAGGGGCACCAGGUUUACCUGGGUUUCCAGGACAAGCACUUCCUGGGCCUAAGGGUAUUGAUGGGCUACCAGGUUUCCCUGGAAACAAAGGUGAAAGAGGUUAUCCUGGACAGCCUGGUCCAGUUGGAGAAAAAGGAGAACCUGGUCCUCCAGGUCAAGAUGGAUUUUCUGGGCUUGAUGGACCUAAGGGAGACAAAGGAAAUGCUGGUUUACCUGGAAGUCCAGGUUUUCCUGGUCUCAAGGGUGAACGUGGUUAUCCAGGCCCUAGUGGUCCUUCUGGAAGACCAGGUGAGAAAGGUGAAAAGGGUCCAAAAGGAGAUAAAGGAUUACAACCACCCCUAAACUUAUAUAGAGGAGAGAAGGGUGAUAGAGGAUUGCCUGGAGAGAGAGGACAGUCUGGUGAAAAGGGAGAUUUAGGUCUAAGAGGACCUCCAGGAAUAAAAGGUAUUAAAGGAGAACCAGGAAGAAGAGGACCUUCAGGUUUACCAGGAUUGGGAGGUCCUGUAGGAUUAAAGGGUGUUGAUGGAUUCCCAGGUAUACCAGGUCCACAUGGUAAUCCUGGUGUCAAAGGCCCACCAGGUCUGCCUGGACCCCCAGGCCCUCCAGGUGGUGACUAUCUUAUGGGUAUCCUUUUGGUAAGACACAGCCAAUCUCCAAAUGUGCCUCAAUGUCCACGGGGCAUGAAAAGUGUCUGGGAUGGAUAUAGCUUACUUUACAUUGAAGGCAAUGAGAAAGCUCAUCAUCAAGACUUAGGUUAUGCUGGUUCCUGUCUCAGACGUUACAGCACCAUGCCUUUCCUCUUUUGUGACUUCAAUAGUGUUUGUAACUAUGCCAGCCGAAAUGAUAAAUCCUAUUGGCUUUCCACUACUGCACCUAUUCCAAUGAUGCCUGUUGGAGAGCAAGCUAUACGUCAGUACAUCAGUCGCUGUGUUGUUUGUGAGGCACCUGCUAAUGUUAUUGCUGUUCACAGUCAAUCGCUGAGCAUUCCUGAUUGCCCAAGAGAUUGGAGUGUACUUUGGAUUGGUUAUAGUUUUGCAAUGCACACAGCAGCUGGUGCAGAAGGAGGUGGCCAAUCUUUGUCCAGCCCUGGUAGCUGUUUGGAAGAUUUCAGAGCCACACCAUUUAUUGAGUGUAAUGGUGCUCGUGGUACUUGUCAUUACUUUGCUAACAAAUUCAGUUUUUGGUUGACAACCAUUGAACCAGAAGCUCAAUUUGAACGACCUGCCAGUGAGACCCUCAAAGCUGGUAAUCUUAGGUCUCGUGUUAGUAGGUGUGCUGUUUGCAUUAAAAAUACAAGUUUUGGUUCUUCACCAUGAAGGAGCUAUAAGCUUUCUGUUUGAACUAGAAAUCAUAUUUCUACUAUAAAGUUACUGCUUUAGGGGAAAGGGGGGGUUAGGGCUGAUGAAUUGAACUAAUAAUACCAAUUUCCCUAGAAGCUUCCAUAAAUAUAUAAUUUGUUAUGUAUUUCUUGUUUAUCCGACGUGUUCUGAGUAACAUUUAUAGUAAAAAAAGUCAUAUGUGUAUGUAUGUGUUUUAAAGUAAUUACAAUGUUUUAUAUAUUUUAAUGUGCUUGCAUGUUACAUCUAGUUUCUUGUGUGCCUCACUUGUUUCACUGUUGAAAAUGGCUAAUGUAUAAAGUCCUAGUUAAUGAAAAUUUGACAUAUUUACUUUGUUUUUUUUAUACUUUAAGGGUGCUGAGUAAACAGAGCCAUGUAGUGACAAUGUUUUUUGUUAUCUGUUUAUUACUUCUUGUGCAGCUAUACUGCCUAUGGUGCUACAUGUUAUUAUCAGGAGAAAAAAAGAGCAUCCUGAAUAGAAGGAAUAUUUUUUUUAAACUUUGAAAGGAAACUUACAGCCUACUCAAGUAUCUUUACAAGUAAACCAUCAGAAAUAAGGGAGAAUUUUUUAGAUUUUUUAAUAUUAUAGAAAUUGUUCAGAAAUUUAUUUGCAGGUGCUAACAUUUAGCUAAAAGUUUUGACAUUAUACAAAGUUUCUAUGUAUUAAAUCCAUACUUUUUACAUUGAUUUUAUAAUAAUGAACAGAAUAAACUAGAUUCUUAGAAAGAGGGCAACAGGUACUUACCAACAAUAUGUAAAUUCGAGUUGAAGCAAGUUUUCUUUCAAAGAAAUGUUAACAUGUAGCCAACCAGUUAAUAUAAUUUGUUAGAAUGAAGAUGUAUUACCAUUGCAAUUGAACACUGCCAAAACUUUGAAAAGCAAAUUUUUAUGUAACUAGCUGUUCUGAAUAAAAGAUAUGUUUGAAUAAUCUUUGAUUUUUUAUGAUAAAUCUGAAAUAGCUAAUAAAGUAACUCAGGCUAAUACAAUA